Messenger RNA from Octopus bimaculoides (California two-spot octopus), 995 nucleotides. Its product is annotated as prefoldin subunit 6. Gene Ontology annotation, molecular function: protein-folding chaperone binding. Gene Ontology annotation, cellular component: prefoldin complex; cytoplasm. Lineage: Eukaryota; Metazoa; Mollusca; Cephalopoda; Octopoda; Octopodidae. Gene Ontology annotation, biological process: chaperone-mediated protein complex assembly; protein folding. The record is from RefSeq and is a predicted model, not a curated record.
CUAACUGAAAAGCUUCCUCCAAUCAAAAGUGUUCUUUUACUGGCCUCUUGGUUAGUAUUGAAAGGCAUCAUGGCGGAGGGUUUACAGAAGCGGUUACAGAAUGAAGUCGAAAAGUAUCAAAGUGUUCAAAAAGAUAUCCAGAAGUAUAUCAUGGGAAAGCAGAAACUUGAUGCUCAGCUCAAUGAGAACACUUUAGUAAAAGAGGAACUGGACAUGCUUGAAAAGGAAUCUUGUGUAUACAAAUUGAUAGGUCCAGUUUUGGUAAAGCAAGAUCUUGAGGAAGCUAAACAGAACGUCCAGAAACGUAUUGAUUAUAUCUCUAGUGAAUUGAAACGCCAUGAAAAUACUAUUAAAGACCUUGAAAAGAAACAGGAAACCCACCGUGAGAACCUCGGCAAAUUACAACACCAAUUCCAACAGGCUCAAGUGAAGGCUGCUGUCAGAGCUUAAACCUGUCACUAUUUUUAUUCUCCAUUAAAAAAAUUUUUUUUUUAUUAAUUUAAAUAACAUUCGAAUAAAGAAGAAUGUAAAUGACACUGAACAUUUAUUUGCGUGAUAUGAAGUUUGAACAGCUAUCUCUGCUAGGUGUGCAGUUCUUUAGUUUAAAGAGCUGGAUAUCUAGCUUUGCUAUGUAUACUCUUCUAUGGUUUAGAGAAUUGGACAACUAGCUCUGCCAAUUUAUUAUUCAGGCUAUAUAAACCGAAUGCUUUACUCAACUAAGUGUACAGUAUGUUAGGUUGGACAAUGAAAUUUGACUCUGCUAAGUGCCCAACUUUAUGUACUGAUUCUAACCAUAGAAAUACUUCUGCAUUUUCAUCCCCCAUCUUAAUGAUUUUAUGUCUCCUAUUAAUAUAGGAGGAUGAAUUGACUCACUAUUCUUAGUGACAAUUUUCAUCUAUUUUCACUGAGUUCUGCCUUUUAUCUAUCUUUCCAACAUGGAACUCUGUGUCUAUUUGUAUUAAAUGAUAGCUCAUUAAAAUGCUUUUACUAUUUUC